Molecule: messenger RNA, 813 nt
Organism: Lodderomyces jiufengensis
Lineage: Eukaryota; Fungi; Ascomycota; Pichiomycetes; Serinales; Debaryomycetaceae
Gene: MET28
Product: Met28p
Exons: 1
Coding region: 1-813 (270 amino acids)
Biological process (GO): regulation of transcription by RNA polymerase II
Cellular component (GO): Cbf1-Met4-Met28 complex; nucleus
Molecular function (GO): RNA polymerase II transcription regulatory region sequence-specific DNA binding; DNA-binding transcription activator activity, RNA polymerase II-specific
Source: RefSeq, a predicted model, not a curated record
AUGAGUUUCCAUCCAAAUAAUUAUAUAAAUGGAUUAAAUUUAGAAUUCGAUCCUAUUUCAUUUUCAAAUAAUAAUGAUAAUGAAUUUUCUUCAAUAAAUGAUGGAUUAUAUUAUAAUGAUUCAGAUUUAGUUAAACAAGAAGAAAUUCAACAACAUCUUGAUUUAUUUAGUGAAGCAGCAAUAAAUGAUUUUUAUUCAUUAGAUGUAUUAAAUGAUAAUGUUGUAAUACCUAAUAAACCACAAAUACAUAUUAAACAAGAAGAUAAUCAUCAAAAUUCAUUAAUUCAAUCACAAGCUAUAUUACAAAGUUAUCAUAAUUCAUUAAAUUCUCAACAACAACAACAAUUACCAACUACUACUACUACUUAUAAUAACAAUUCAAAUAUUAAAUCUACAUCAUCAACACCUUUUUCAAUAGCGACAUCAAGUUCUACAUCCCCAAUAUAUCAAUCACAAAGUAAUAAUAAUAAUGUAUUAACAUCUACAACUUCACAAACAUCAACAACAAAUAAUUCAAUAUCUUCAGCGACUCAAGCAGCAAAUGAUGACAAGAAAAAAAGAAAUACAGCAGCAUCAGCAAGAUUUAGAAUUAAGAAAAAGCAAAAAGAAUUAGAAAUGGAAAAAAAAUCAAAAGAAUUAGAAGAAAAAGUUGAAAUUUUAGAAAAAAAAUUAAAAACUAUUGAAAUGGAAAAUAAAUGUUUAAAAAAUAUUAUAUUUCAACAAAAUGAACAAAAAAAUAAUGAUUUAUUAGAAACUAUAAAACAAAGAUCAAUUAUAAAUAAAAAUUCUACAAAUUUUGAAUUUACCAUAUAG